AUGGAGGAAGUAAAAGAAAUGGCAGCACAUUGCUCAGGUGAUAUGCUUGAAGACAAACUGAGUAUUUGUGCGAGCAAUGUUUCAGACUUCCCUCUUCUGACUGAUGAAAAGUUUGAUUUUGACAUUUCACUCUCUCCGGCAAGUGAAAAUGAAGAUGAAGUUUUUGUUGGACCUUUGGGACACAAAGAAAAAUGUAUUGCUGUAAAUAUCGAAGCAAAAGAAAGUGCUGAAAAAAAGAAUGCACCUGCUUUUGAUGAUAAAGUCCUGUGGAGCCCACUUACAGGAGAGAAAUUUGUAGAAAUUUUUAAAGAAGCUCAUUUGUUAGCACUCCAGAUAGAGACUGAAAGCAAGAAUGAACAGACUAAAAUAAGCCAGUCAGAAGAACAGGAAAACAAGAUUGUAGAAAAAUUUGCGGAGGACUCAAAGUUAAAAUUGAAAAUACUGACAAACCAAAAUAUAGAGAAAAGUCCCAGGGCUGCUAAAAGGGAGACAUACUGUGUGUGGGACAGCAAAGCAUGUCAGCUGCCACCUUGUUUUCAGAAGGAAUCAGAUAAACUUUUGUCAGAUGAUAAAACACAUGCUCUUCAUACUCCUCCAAACAGAAGCCCUAUUAAAAUUCUUGUAUCUCCUACGAAAACCAUCACUUCACCUCCGACACAAGAACAGAAAGCGAAAGGAAGUAAUAUGAAGGCAACAGGCAAACUGCCAAUGGCAAGACCUUCAUCUACUCUUGGAAAAAGCAAUUUGAGUAUUGAAAAGCCCAAACCAGGAAAACAUACUAGUAUUUCUACAAAAAAAGACUUGAACAGCAUAGGAUCAUCUGAAGAACUAAUUUCUGAUAAAUCUAGUGCUGCUUCAGAUGUCUUUGAUUCUUCGUUCAGUGGCAGUUCCUCAGUGCAAGACAAAAAAGCCCUUCCUGCACCAAGUAAGAUUGGCUUAAAGAAGACAAGACAUUUGAAACUUCCUGGUGUUGCCAGUGGUCUCACAAGAAUGACUACUUCUUCCUCUUCCUCAACAUCAUUUUCCAGCGUGAACUCAAGUCUGAAUUCAAGUUUACCCAUUUCUCCCAUAGGAAAAAAUGAGAAAUCAAGCUUGUCCUCCAGAGGUGGUGUGAGUGCCUCUAAGCUUUCAUCUGGUACAAACAGGCUGGCUCUUCACAGACCUACCAGAGUGCCAUCUCUGCAGGCUGCCGAUGCUGAUAAAUCUAGGAAGCAAGCAAGAUCAGCCAGUACUCCCAAAGUAUCUAGUGCUGUAAGCUUGACUAAAUCUUCAGCUGCUGCAACAUCUGAGGCCGUAGGCAGUGGGAUUCAGAGGCCGAGCUCUGUUCCCAGUCUGCAGCAGCUCUGUCAGCAGGAUAAAGAAGGAAGUGCAACAACAGGAAGCCUGUGUCCGAAACCCAAGGCCAGAGCUUUGUCUGUUCCGAGUCAAACUAAGGUCCCGGUGAAGACUGGGGAUACGCCAUCAAACAAAUUCACACCAAAAGCAACACAAUCUCUUGGAUUAACAUUUUCUGGCACACUUGGAAGUGCCAUAGCAGUCAGCACUCCUGUGAAAACCUCAGAAGAUGGGAUCUUUCAGAGACCUGUCUCCAUGACUCCUGCCAGCCUGAAACGGUCUGGCUUACCUACUCCUGUUCGUCGGAUCUCAGGAUUUCCAGCAGUGACUCCUAAAACUGUACCAAGAACAGCAUUAUCUCCACCUGGUGCAUUUGUUCACCCAAGUUCCACCUUUUCUACCAAAAAGACUCUUACGGCUGGUUCUAAACAGAAAAAAGAGAGUAAGAAACAGAUCUCUUCUUCAGAAGAUGAAAUAUCUCCUCCACCUGUGCUACCUCUUGCGCUUAACUUCUCACCAGAACAACCUGAUGCAGAAACAGUAAAUGAAUUAAAAAAGACUGAAGUACAAAAUCAGGUGGCUGAAGAGAAACAAACUGAG
Messenger RNA from Apaloderma vittatum (bar-tailed trogon), 1935 nucleotides. RefSeq names its product G-2 and S-phase expressed 1 (gene GTSE1). Lineage: Eukaryota; Metazoa; Chordata; Aves; Trogoniformes; Trogonidae. Gene Ontology annotation, molecular function: microtubule binding. Gene Ontology annotation, cellular component: microtubule cytoskeleton; cytoplasmic microtubule. The record is from RefSeq and is a predicted model, not a curated record. The transcript is spliced from 9 exons. The annotation marks the transcript as partial.